UUGUGCCCACCCUUGCCCUCCUAGGCUACACCUCACCCUCCCUCUCUGAUACACAUGCAUACAUACACAAAGAUACAUAAAUACAUAUAUACAUAUACAUGUGUACUAUACCUACAACAACACACAUCUGCUCCACACUAGUAUAUAGCUACUAGGUAAGUAGCUAGGCCAAUUACCUUUGGUUGCAAGCCAAAAGUAAGUAUCCAUCCUCAUCCUUUUCCUCCUCCCACCAAGAACCUUCAUAGUACCACCACCACCACCACUCAUCACAUCUCACACUCAUUGCCUCUUUCUUCUUCCUCCCCAUCUAGCUCUAGCCCCUCUCUUGUUCAAACACCUUCAUCUGAAUCUCUUGAGCCUGAAUUUUCCCAACACAAGCAAGCACUACAAUUGAGCUAAGCUAUAGCACACACACACACACACAAACCCUGAAUUCCCACUUCCUAAGUUCCUAUAGCUAAGCAUAUAGUAGCCACAAGGAGCUAGCUAAUUCUUAUUAGCUAUAGCUCCAGAUCCCUCACAAUUCUAAAUUUCCAAUCCCAAAAGACCCAAUUAAACAAGAGAUAGUUGCCUCCUAAUCCAUAUAAUAAGCCCUCAAAUUAACUAGUAGCCAUAUACUAUCAAUAGUAACAAGGCAGCACAAGCAGCAUACCAUAAGCAUACAUCGGGUCAAAGCCGAGGUCAAGUCCACCGGCAGGAGGACAAGCCGGCGGCCGGAGCCCAGAGGAGGAGCUGAGGCAUCAUCGAUCGAUCGAUCGGCAUAGUGCACGUACAUGGAGUUCAUCACGCCAAUCGUGAGGCCGGCAUCGGCGGCGGCGGGCGGCGGCGAGGUGCAGGAGAGUGGUGGGAGGAGCUUGGCGGCGGUGGAGAAGGAGCACAUGUUCGACAAGGUGGUGACGCCGAGCGACGUGGGGAAGCUGAACCGGCUGGUGAUCCCGAAGCAGCACGCGGAGAAGUACUUCCCGCUGGACGCGGCGUCCAACGAGAAGGGGCUCCUGCUCAGCUUCGAGGACCGCACGGGGAAGCCAUGGCGGUUCCGCUACUCCUACUGGAACAGCAGCCAGAGCUACGUGAUGACCAAGGGGUGGAGCCGCUUCGUCAAGGAGAAGCGACUCGACGCCGGGGACACCGUCUCCUUCGGCCGCGGCGUCGGCGAGGCCGCGCGCGGGAGGCUCUUCAUCGACUGGCGCCGCCGCCCCGACGUCGUCGCCGCGCUCCAGCCGCCCACGCACCGCUUCGCCCACCACCUCCCUUCCUCCAUCCCCUUCGCUCCCUGGGCGCACCACCACGGACACGGAGCCGCCGCCGCCGCCGCCGCCGCCGCCGGCGCCAGGUUUCUCCUGCCUCCCUCCUCGACUCCCAUCUACGACCACCACCGCCGACACGCCCACGCCGUCGGGUACGACGCGUACGCCGCGGCCACCAGCAGGCAGGUGCUGUUCUACCGGCCGUUGCCGCCGCAGCAGCAGCAUCAUCCCGCGGUGGUGCUGGAGUCGGUGCCGGUGCGCAUGACGGCGGGGCACGCGGAGCCGCCGUCGGCUCCGUCGAAGCGAGUUCGGCUGUUCGGGGUGAACCUCGACUGCGCGAAUUCCGAACAAGACCACGCCGGCGUGGUCGGGAAGACGGCGCCGCCGCCGCUGCCAUCGCCGCCGUCAUCAUCGUCAUCUUCCUCCGGGAAAGCGAGGUGCUCCUUGAACCUUGACUUGUGAAGAGGAGUGUGACCGGAGAAGUAAACAAAGGCGGCGAUGGCGGCGCGCAGCGGCGGCGGUGGCGGCGGAGGUGGAGGCGCUUGGAGCAUCUAGCGCCUUCGUAUUUCGUAUAUAGCUCAUCAUCUCUCUUAAAUUAGUCAGUGCAGUGUGAGGGGGAACAGUUUAAGAAAAAAGAACGAAGCAGCAACGUACCCAAAAAAAAUAUUCUUUCUAGGUUGAUGGUUUUUUCUUGCUUCGAUUUGCUUUGCCUUUUUCUCUUGUGCUUAAUUAUAAUUAAGUUUUCUUAGCUGCUCGAUCUCUUCUUUGUGUCUGGGAGAAAAUAUAUACUACUGGUACUAGUGAUUAGGGGAAGAAGAAGGAGAAGAAAAUAUAAUUGUUUCCAAGAACUCCAGCCCAAUUGUAUAUAUCAUGACUGAGCCUAUGGAAACACCGGUGUGUGAUCCUCACAUAUGAUAACAAUCAAUUUGCACUGAUGGUACGAGUUUAUAUAUGUACACUUGUUAUAUAUACAUACUGGUGAUGAGCUA
Messenger RNA from Oryza sativa Japonica Group (Japanese rice), 2236 nucleotides. Lineage: Eukaryota; Viridiplantae; Streptophyta; Magnoliopsida; Poales; Poaceae. The record is from RefSeq and is a predicted model, not a curated record.